UUUUAACCGUGCUCAUAUGAAAGAGUGGGAAUACAGCUGUGGUGUCAGCAAUUAUGGCACGAGGCUCCUGAAAUGUUUGUUCAGCAGUUUCACUUCUGAUUUUCGUAAACAGGCGAGACGCGUCACUCAACAAGGAGCGAGUCGUUAUGGCUCGAUAUCUGAUCACUAAGAGGUUGGACUUUCCAACAGAUCGUCAUAUGGCAAGCUAACAUCAUCGCCGGCUAAACUAGAAUAGACUUGGCAGGUAGCAGGCAGCAGCUGGCUCUCUGACCGGGGUAACAUGCUGCAGCUGGGAGAUGAGGUGACCCUAUACUCGGUCAUCUUCGUGGUUGUCCUGCUUGGGACUCGGAGCGCGGUGUGGACCUCCGCGCUCACGGUGUCCGUGUACGUGUUUGUGGCUGUGUUUCGGUUCCCUCAGGUGCCAGCUGACAAAGCCAGGCAAGUUCUGCAUCCGCCCAGGGACGAAUAUGGGACGAACAAAGUGUCAGCCAUCGCUCAUCGGGGUGGAGGGCACGACGCGCCUGAGAACACCAUUGCGGCGAUAAGAGAGGCCAGUAAGAAUGGUGCAACGGGGGUGGAGUUGGACUUGGAGUUUUCAGCUGAUGGUGUCCCGAUCCUGAUGCACGAUGACACCGUUGACCGAACCACCAAUGGGUCAGGAUCACUCACAAAGAGCAGCUUCUCUGAUCUAAGGAAGUUGGAUGCUGCUGCUAAACACAGACUCAGGAACAAGUUUUCUGGAGAGAAGAUCCCGACACUUGAAGAAGCUGUUGAAGAGUGCAUCAAACUUCAGCUCACCAUUUACUUCGAUGUUAAAGGCCACCCCGAUGAGGCUGCUGCUGCUCUAAAGGCAUUAUACAAGAAGAACCCAAUUCUCUACAACACCAGCAUUGUCUGCUCCUUUGAGCCCAAAGUUAUCUAUAGGAUGAGGCAGAGCGAUCCUGACGUAGUCACUGCUCUGACACACCGACCCUGGAGCCUGAGUUGUUACGGAGACGGGGCACCACGGUUCCUGUCUCUAUGGAAACACUACUGGAUGACCCUCAUGGACAUGGUGUUGGACUGGGCCCUCCAUCACGUGCUGUGGAAGUUUUGUGGAGUCUCAGCUUUCCUUAUUCAGAAGAACUAUGUAUCACCGGAGUAUGUGCAGUACUGGGCCCAUAGAGGUGUGGAGGUGGUGGCCUGGACAGUCAACACCAAAGUAGAGAAACAGUAUUACCAAGAGUUUCUUAACGUCAACUACAUCACAGACAGUCUGGUGGAGGACUGUGAACAACACUACUGACUUCUAAACACUACAAUAACUUCCUUAAGUACUCUAUUUUUACAUUUAUUUGAUCAAGUAAAGCUGCAGAUGUUGUUUAUGUACAAUAUUAUCAUGUUUAUUACGGGGUGCCAUUUAAGGUUAUACUCAUUAUUUGUACAAAGAUCUGUAUGAAUAGAAAGUAAGCAUGUGUCAGUGUAAUGUACUGUAAUUUCCAACUCAGGACUGUAAUAUUUGUGCAAUUGUGAAUUAUUUCCCCUAAAGGUCUACUUAGAUUUCCUAGUCUUAAAGAUUCUGAAAUAAAUAGAGCAAUAUUCCUUUUUAUAAAUUAACACUUAAUAUUGUAACUUAAGCAAAUAUACUUUUAAUUGUUUUAUCGUAGCUAUUGCAUUAUAUAAUGUGUAAUUUUGGUCAGUAAAAUCUCAUAUUCUUGAAUUAGAAAUAA
Messenger RNA from Boleophthalmus pectinirostris (great blue-spotted mudskipper), 1709 nucleotides. It is a transcript of the gene gde1, whose product is annotated as glycerophosphodiester phosphodiesterase 1. The record is from RefSeq and is a predicted model, not a curated record. The transcript is spliced from 6 exons. Gene Ontology annotation, biological process: lipid metabolic process. Gene Ontology annotation, molecular function: phosphoric diester hydrolase activity. The coding region runs from base 281 to 1285 and encodes 334 amino acids. NCBI's taxonomy places the organism in Eukaryota, Metazoa, Chordata, Actinopteri, Gobiiformes, Gobiidae.